UAUUUAAAUUUAUUAUCAGACUUUAUAGAACAAUAAUUAAACGUGCCAUCAGAUGUCACGAGUCAUGCAAUUUAUUCUUCUUAAAGUUCAUCAAUUAUUAGACUCUACAAUUAAAUGAGCCGGUUGAAUUUAAUACUAACAGAACGACCUGAGCGGAAUUAAUAGCAAUAAUACCCUGAAACACAACAUCACUGGUCAGGAAGGCCCAACAACGUCUCUACUUCCUGCGUAAGCUGAGAAGAGCCCCGGCCCCCAUCAUGUCCACCUUCUAUAGAGACACCAUGGAGAGCAUCCUGUCCAGCAGCAUCACAGCGUGGCACACCUCCUGCACCUCCUCCUGCACCUCCUCCUGCUGCAGGACCCUCCAGCGCAUCGUGAAAGCAGCAGAAAGGAUUGUCGGUGUCUCUCUCCCCUCCCUCCAGGACAUCUACAGCACCCGCCUCACUCACAAAGCGCUCAGCACUGGUGACCCCACACAGCCAGCCUGCUGCCAUCAGGGAGGAGACUGAAGAGUCUGAGGACCAUCCGACUGAACAGCUUCAUCCACCAGGCUGUCAGGAAGCUCAACUCUCUACCACCCCCUUCCCCCACAUACACAAACUCUGGUCAAUAACCAGCAUAUUUGCACUUCUUGGACUAUUAUUACUCAUUUGCACUGUUCUGAAUAUCCUGCACUAAAUCCAUACCUGCCAACUACUCCGGUUUUGCCGUAAUGAUUACGGUUUUCAUGAUCCCACUCCGGGUUACGGUUUUAUUAAUCAAAAUAAGGAUUUUCACAUAGCAAUCAAUCAAAAAACAUCCAAAAACAUGAAACACAUUCACGAGAUCGCUAAGAACAGUAUCUAAAUUUAGACCAGAAACAAUCGGCACUGCAUGCUGCUGAUAGACGGCUUGCAGUGUUUAUAACACAAGUGUUAACAUCGGUAUGCGCGCGCAGACCCGCUGCAGGAGCUCCUGAAAAUUUCACUUUAAUAUUCUUGUUGAGCCAGUGUCUGAUGACUGGGGUGUCUCGGCGUUCCCUGGACAAGAACAGAAAGAUAGCGUUUAGGAAAUUGCACGUCUCUGCUUUGGCCGCAUCAAUGGGCUGGCUUUGAGAAGGACGUGGCGGCUGUUGUUUGGGGCUGCCGCCGCUGACAGCCGGACACGGAUGCAGCAGACGGUGUGCUGUCCUGUUGCUGCUGGCCUGGUUCGGCAUGUUGGGUAUUAAAGUAGUCCUUCAACGCGUUAUCAGGCACUACUUUGACAUACUGCACUGUCCUGCUAACGGGCUCAGGGCUUCUCCGGUACAUCAACAGGAACUGUGAUAUCAACGUAACGACUGCUCCGGAGAACGCGGAAAUCAGUAUUAAGUAAAUCAUUUCGAGCAGCUGCCCUGGCGCCUUCUCCUGCUCAAAGUGUCUUCAUAACCAAACGUUUAGCCGCGGUAACAAAGCAAGUUCCUCCUGGUCGCUCUCAAAGCUGCCAUAUCAUCUGCUUUACUUCGAUUCUGACAGCCGACAGCACAAGAAGAAGUUCAUAGUAACUGGUCUAGUCGUGAAAAAUGUGCCGACUCUACUGUUGAUGUGUGAGGACUCUGUGAAUGUUAGGCUUUGAAAUGACAAGACUUAUUUUACAUAGAGGUAUUUUUGAUAAGUCAAUAAUGUUGUUAUUGGGUAUAAGGAUUCAAGUUAUAACUUCCAAAAAUAUCUUUUCAUGAACAGAAGUAGGUAAUAUUUCCUAAUGACUUUAUGGUAAAUGACACAUCAAAAACUUGUUUAUUAGAAUGAGAAAUGUCAUCACAAUAUUGAAAAAUGUGAUCUGGAUGCCUGUGAUAUUUUGAGUUUAGUACCUGUCAAAUUAAAGGAACAUUCUGAAAGGCUAUAUAUUAUUAAGUUUGUCCUUGAUCUUUUCCAUCAGCAUUUAUGAAUUGACACUUUAAAGGCAUUAGAAGAGAUUUAAUUUCUCCCUGACCCCCCUCUAACCUCCCCCCUCUUAACAUUUACGAAGAAACGCCCCCCUCCAGAAACUUGCGUAGGAGUCGUAAAGUUGCCUACAGCCGCAGUAUAAUCAAUAAUCAAUAAUACAUUUUACCUGUCCAGAAGGAAUUUAGCAACCAAGGCAUCUGUCUUUAGGUCCAUUUGUUGCUUGAGCUGACGCCAUCGCCCAAAUGACUCGCCAAUAAUCACUUUUGUUUUUGCAUUCUCGGGAUCCAGUCGUCUUUUAUUUUCUCUGACCUCAAAAAAUGCCUUUCUUUUACGGCUGGGUCCCCCUGGAUCUUUAUCUGCCAUUAUGUAAAAAAAGAUGAGCAAAACAAGUCUCCAGCUAACUACGAAGCUAUACCAAAGCAACACAUACAGAAAACACGUAAGUCCAAGGCGUACGUAAUCUACGUAACUAGGCCUGAGCCGGAAGAUUUUUGAUUGACAGGAAAGGGAGCAAACCAAACGCCUCGGUCCGAGCGCGUUGAUUGGCUGAUGUUUUUCAGGUCCUGCCAUGUCCACAGUUUUUUUUUUAAAUUUUUAUUCUUUUAGAAACAUACAUACAAGUCCACUAAAGGUCAGUAUAUUCAUUUUAUGUGAAUCAGACAAAUUAAACAAAAAAAAACAUCCUCCAUAAUGCCUUUAAGUAACAUGGAAACAUGAUUCUUAGCCACAUUCUCAGUUGAUUUAAUGCUAAAAAUCAUUUGGCGUCGGGGGGGGCUUCGCCCACCUGAACCCCCACCAGGACUUUGUCCCGGACCUACCGGGGCCUGCGGCCCCUGGACCCCGGCUGGCUACUAGGCUUUUCCGGUUUCAAAAGUUGGCAGGUAUGUAAAUCUGCCACUUGAUUAAUGAUGUGCAUCAGUUGACUCAUCAUUAAUUUUGCUAAUUUAGUUAUUUAUUUAUUUGAUAAAGUCACGUGUGACGUGAUAUUGAGGAUUUCUGCUGUUAUUUGGGUCGAAGUCACGUGACUGAGGGACGAGUUAACAGCUGUUCCACUAAAAUUAACCCUUCACGUGAUUGGCUGGAUGGCACACACACAACCAUGUACGGUGUGUGUGUGUGUGUGUGCACUUUAUUGACAGCAGAAGACCAGCAGAAGCAGAUGGCGGUGUCCCAGAUCACGCCCACCCUGUUCCUGGGUGGGGCCGAUGCCCCCCUGAAUGCUGCUCUGAUGUCACAGAAAGGCAUUACGCUGAUCGUCAACGCCACACUGAGCCAUGCCUGCCCCGCCUACCCGGGGGUGGAGUGUGUUCGGGUCCCGGUGUCCGACCUGCCCAACGCCCGCCUCGGUGACCACUUCGACCGCGUGGCCGAGCGUAUCCACGGGAACCGAGCCGGCGGCACACUGGUGCACUGCGCCGCUGGCAUGAGCCGCUCCCCGGCGCUGGUCAUGGCCUACCUGAUGCGCUUCAGGGCCGUGACGCUGCAGCAGGCGCACCGCUGGGUGCAGGACAGCCGGCCCGCCGUCCGCCUCAACAUCGGCUUCUGGGAGCAGCUGCUGCAGUACGAGAGGAAGCUGUACGGGAAGAACACCGUCAGGGUGGAGGAGGAGCCGCCCGGCAAGCAGCCGCCCGCCAAGCAGCCGCCCGCCAAGCAGCCGCCCGCCAAGCAGCCGCCCAGGGACCAGAGCAGUCGGCUGACAGUGGUACCAUGGUCCCCUCUGAUGUCACGGUCCCCUCUGAUGUCACGGUCCCCUCUGAUGUCACGGUCCCCUCUGAUGUCACGGUCUCAGCUGCUGACAUUAGCAAACAGAAGGCGGUCCAAAUCCAGUGGCAUCACAGUCUGAGGAGCCGCUCUGGUCCCGGUUCUGAGCAGAGACUUGGUUCUGGUUGUUUGUCUCAGUUUGUGGGUCCAAGUUCGAUAAACGUUGACUAAAAUCUGAUGUUUCUGUUUGUGUUCUUAGAAAAGGUUCCGUUGAACAACAGAGUUCUGCUCAGAAUCAGAACCACAAAAGAACAUUCCAACAGAACACUGAGGCAGGUUUUAAAUUCCAUCCUGGAUUUUCCAGGGAAACUUCCUGAUGUUGAUCAGAACCAGAACCAGCUGGUUCCCUGUAGAACCGAUCUCCAGAGAACCAGCUGGUCAAAUCAGUGAUUUUCUUGAAAAGGUUCCACCUCCUGAGAACGUGGGUUCUGUGUGAAUCUGAGACAUCCGUUUUAGUUUCUUCUUCCUGUCACAGUGAUGAGCUGUCCAGAGGCCCAGCAGGAACAAAAACAACAAAUAAACAACAUGUAUGAACAAUGACGCGUGUUUUAAACAGAUUAAAGCUGCAGGCCAUUCAUCAUAUCAGGGUCAGCUGGGAUCUGCUGCAGCUUCUGAUUAAACAUGGAAGGAGAUGAGGAGACGGCGGUUCCAGAGGUUUUUGGAGGGAAUUCCAAACAAUGGCUGCAGCAAAAUGAAAGGAAUUCCAGCCAAAGACAGUGAGAACCUUGGAGAUGGAGAGUUCUGAUCUCUGGACCUCAGGUGUAGAUGUUAUGGAGGUUGGAGGAGGUUGGAGGUACUAAGAUCUUCUCUGAUAGGUUCUGGGAGAUGAGGAGAAACCAGAGCUGGAGUCUCCAAGAGUAAAGGGAAGACCAACCCACCAAUUAGUAAAGGAAGGUGGAGAAAGGCUGAGUGAUGGAUGACAUCACCGUAGUUGAACAUGAGGAGGAUGGUCGUCUUCACAGCAGAGCAUGUAACGGAGGCCUAACUAUGGUAGAGGAACCCCAAUCUGUAUCUGAUUUUAGCCUGUAGAAUGAAGAGAGAGAAGAGUCCAUCCAGAGACCAGGUUCUGGGAGGAACCGAUGAACUCCAGAUGUGAACCAUCUGCUCAGAUGAUCUACUGACCUCUCAGAGAGAACAGUUCAUUCAUCGUUAUUAUUAUUAUGGUUUUUUUUACUAUUAUUUCAGAGAACAGAGGAGAGAGACAGGAACUGUGAGGAGAACAGUGAAGGACAGACCUGCAGUAAAAGGCUGUGGGUCGGGCUAGAACCCAGUAGAACCCAGUAGAACCUGACCUCUGCAGCAGAACUACAGCUGCUGGAGGCACCAGAUCAACCACGUUUCUUCUCACAUCAUAAACUUUGAUCCUGAAGAUGCAGCUGCUGUGAGAACCUAAAAACAGUUUCUGUGAUUGAGUGGAUUUUUUAGAACCUCACUGAGUUCCUUCAGCUGCUGUUAGAACCAUAAACCCGUUCCAUCUGAGGGCUGGACUUCAGCAAGAGGCUGAGAGAUGAACCUGGUCAGAGUUUACAAUGUCAGGAAGACGUAUCUCUAGAACCUGCUGAAUCUCCAUGGUAACCGAUGCUGAGGAGCUAGAUCUCCAUGGUAACCGAUGAUGAGGAGCUAGAUCUCCAUGGUAACCGAUGAUGAGGAGCUAGAUCUCCAUGGUAACUGAUGCUGAGGAGCUAGAUCUCCAUGGUAACCGAUGAUGAGGAGCUAGAUCUCUGAUUAGAACAUUAUCUGUUGGUAUUUAUGACAGAAUAUUCAAUCAGUAACAUUAAUUCUCUUUCAUCUGUCCAUAAAUUAAAGUUAUUUCCUUCAUUAUGGGAUGGAGUCAGACCUACAUCCACUUUAAUAUAACAUCAUCAUUGGAUGUAUGAAGUUUAAAGUUGAACAGUUCUGAUGUGUCAGUGAUCAAUAAUCAGCUGUAUUGAUCAGUAAUAUAAAUAUAUUAACACCAGAUUAACAGUUUUUCAGCAGCAUUGCUGUCCUGCAUCAUUUACAGCAGCAGAACCUUAAAGUCCUCAUUUUAUUUCCACUCAGCUCUACAUUACCUGCUGACUGAAGGAGGAACCUGAUUGGUGACCAGGUACAGGUAGAAACACCUCCUGAUGUCUGACUGGGGUUCAGCUGCUAACAGAGGUCUGGAUCUGGUGGACCUGCUUCCUGGUCCAGUCUUCAGGUGUCCUCUAAGGAUCAGGGUUCCUGAGGUUAAGUCCUGUCCUCCUUCCAGUGAUUUUACCGACUAAUAAAUAAUAAAUCUAAACUGUUGCUGCUCAUCACUAAUGUCACAAAAAUCAUCAUCACAUUAAUUAUUUUACUUGAAAUGUAAAAGCUUACACUCUAAAAAUAAAUAAACAUGUUUGGUUCUGUGACCUUUUA
This is a messenger RNA of Acanthochromis polyacanthus (spiny chromis), 6044 nucleotides long. Its product is annotated as dual specificity protein phosphatase 18-like. The record is from RefSeq and is a predicted model, not a curated record. Bases 3004 to 3747 code for a protein of 247 amino acids. Lineage: Eukaryota; Metazoa; Chordata; Actinopteri; Pomacentridae. Gene Ontology annotation, biological process: protein dephosphorylation. The transcript has 2 exons. Gene Ontology annotation, cellular component: cytoplasm. Gene Ontology annotation, molecular function: MAP kinase tyrosine/serine/threonine phosphatase activity.